Molecule: messenger RNA, 6665 nt
Organism: Marasmius oreades (fairy-ring Marasmius)
Lineage: Eukaryota; Fungi; Basidiomycota; Agaricomycetes; Agaricales; Marasmiaceae
Exons: 5
Coding region: 210-6305 (2031 amino acids)
Biological process (GO): intracellular signal transduction; cyclic nucleotide biosynthetic process
Molecular function (GO): protein binding
Source: RefSeq, a predicted model, not a curated record
UUGAACAAGGUCACUACCGACUUGCAAGGCAAACGCCUUCUUCUUCAUCUUUAUCCUCCACCUUACGACCUUGGCUGGACCAUAUCCCGUUCUUCUUACUUUAUUUCGCAUCGGGAGUCGACCAGCACGAUUACGUUCGACCAGGCGGCGCGGGAUAUUCAAGAACGGUCACCGAGUCUUUGUCUAUAUCGUUACGAACGGCGAGGAUUAUGACUAGUACAAGUACCACUACACGUGGCUCUAUCCAGCUAGAGGGUGUUAUCGGAGGAGAUGGAAGAGCUUUGAUUGUUCCAGAGAUCAAUGUGGCCAUAACGAAUGCGGGCAAUAACCGAGAGGAAGUUGCACCAUGGCUUGAGCCACCCUCAUCUCCCUCGUCACCUUUACACGCACCGACAAGCAAGCUCUUUGGUUUUUCCCAGAAAAUGUCCUUCAACUCCCUUCGUCAGAACAGUUAUCCCAACUCGAAUAAUACGCAUAAUCAUCAUCAUCAUCAUAGUCGACCAUCAGAAUCCCAUACUACCAGUAGCAAGAGCUCUGACUUUGACUCCCAAAUCAUCCACGCAAUUCCCGACUUCCUCGCUUCUAGUCCUCCCCACCAUUCCUCUCUUUCUCCUACUCAGUUUCAACAGCCUUCACGGGAGCUACGAAAGGCCAGGUCUACCACAUUUCCCGACAUGUUCAAGAAUUUACUGCCCUCCAGUAAGAAGCCACCGAAGACUUCGCGUUCGAGAGCGACUUCCAAUGCUGAUGAGGACCAACAUCCAUCGCUACGGCCUGCCACUCCUCCGCUUCCGGAUCAUUCCUUAACUGUAACGAGGCAUGGUAGAGCCAGGGGUUUUGGGUCAGGAAUGAGAACAGAGCCCUCCUCACCCCAGUAUGCGUCGUUCUCUCAUCACCAUACGCAAACGCGAGAUCCGAGUAUUGGAAGGGACAGUAGAAGGAAGUUUGGACGGAAGUCUAAACGCGAUGACGAACGAGGGACAGCCGGCGGUUCAUCAUCCAUACCGCCUGUGCCAUACCCAAAGCAGCACGAGACGGAAAUCACUCUCGAUACCAAUCUAGAGGAGAUGGAAGGGAUUGUGGACCAGACCAUCCUGAACCCGAGUCUUCCAGAUUCUAAUGUCUCCAACAACGAUGGCGCUUCUUCGCAUACAGGGACGAGGUCACUAUCAGACCGGAGUAUCAGCAUCACCAGCUCUUACCAGUCCCAUCUUACGCCAGUUCAUUUCUCCGAUUUUAGAGAUCCGUUUACUUCUCCGUCCACCUAUACCCUGAAUGGAGUUACCCGCUCACCCCCACCACGAAAGUCGUCACUGAGUCUCAGGUAUGGGAGAUCCCAUCCAGACACAAGCAUCUCACCUACGACGAUCAUCAACGAUGGAAUGUCUUCGAUUUCGCAGGCGAACGGGAGUAUUCGAUCCUUACCUAUCGGUGCCAAUGGAACUGCUACUUCCUUUUCUUACCUUCACCGGGGCCAGGGUCAACCAGACUCAAUCCUCAAAGGGAAGGGGAAAGCAAGAGAGGGGCAAGGAGAUGGGAAUAGUAAGGAAUGGGAGAUACCCGAAUCCUGGGAUGUUGUACCAGCGGAUAGGGAUGCUCACCGAACUCGUGAAGAAGAGGGAUACUCGUCUUCAGAAGAUAGUUUAGGAGGAACGAGUUAUGGCGGUCCGCUACAAUUCAGCAGCCCACACGAUCAGGACAGAGACUCGUUAACUACACCUGAAGGAGACGCACUUUCCGAGAAAGGGACCGUCGAUGAAUUUAGCGUUAAUGGUCGAUACAACGGUGGAUCAUCCAUCUCCUCAUACCCAUAUAACGGCAGUAUGGUGUCGGUUGAUACCGUGUACACCGUUCAAAGUGGCAGUACGGGGAGCAAGAGAACUAAGAUGAGGAUUUUCUCGAGCACAGAUAAAAAAAAGCCCGGUGGAAAAUACAGUGUUACAUCGUCUACUUCUGGUGACCCGCGAUACACUCAAAAAAAUUCCCCCAAUUCUCAACAACAGUUACAACCACAACCGCCGCCGCCGCCUCAUUCACUCUACCCCCAUCAUUACUCAGACCGGCAUAGACGACCUUCAACAGGUGCACCAAAGCGGUACACUAUUCGAAUAUAUCGGGCAAAUGGGACUUACCAUGUUCUGUUCGCUAACUUUGGUGCGAGAGCGGAGGAUCUAAUACCGAAGCUGAAUAGCAAACUACUUCCUGCGGAGAAGGAAAAGGUGGAUACGUUUCAGCUGUAUUUACAGGAUCGUGGUAGAGAACGAGCUAUCGCUCCUGUAGAGCGGCCAGCAGACCUUGUGAGACGUCGGUUAGAACAAGCUGGCUAUGAUGUUUCGGAUGGGCUGGAGUUGGGUGGGGAAGGGUUGAGCUUUCUGUUGAAGUUCAUUUAUAAAAGUCGAUUGUUGAACACGACGCAGAACCUGACAAUCGACGACUUUGAAGUAGUCGAUCUAUCCAAGCGUCAUCUCCGCACCAUCCCCCCAAUCCUUCACCAACAUGCCACAGAGAUUAUCACGUUGAACCUUUCGCGAAAUAACAAUCUCGAUAUUCCCACCGACUUCAUCCAAGCCUGUGAUCACCUCACUGAGCUUCGCCUUUCCGAGAUGGCGUACAAACGGCUACCGCAUUCAUUGAAACAUUGCGUAACGCUCAGCCGUUUGGAUGUCAGUGGCAAUCGUAUAAGUGAUUUGGAUCAGCCUUUUCUGGAGGCAUUACCAGAGUUGAGCACGCUGUAUGUGCAGAACAAUCGGCUGGAGAAGCUGCCAUGGCAUUUCCCGAAAUUGAGGGCACUGACGAACCUGAACAUAUCGAACAAUAAGUUCAAGGUUCUUCCUCACGUUGUCUGUGACCUCAAGAAUCUUCGGGACCUUGAUAUCUCUUUUAACAUGAUCGAAGAGCUUCCCGAAGAGAUCGGAAGGCUGCAGAAAUUGGAGCAUCUCAUCGUCACUGGUAACCGACUCGUGACAAUGCCCAACGAAUGUGCGAUGCUAAUCAGCUUGAGAAGACUGGAUUGUAGGAGGAACGCGAUUUCGGAUCUGAGUGUCAUCCAGAUGUUACCGAAACUGGAGAAGCUCAGUGCAGACUGGAACGCGCUGCACAAGCUGACUUUGAGCGUUAGUCCUUCUGUUACCACAAUCGACGCGACGUACAACGAGGUCACCCACCUUGAGCUGGCUCCAGGACCUGUCGGCCGCACUCCUUAUUCCCUCACAUCCCUGGACAUUUCUCAUGCGCGUCUGUCUUGUCUAGACGACGACGUCAUCGAACAACUCUUCUCCCUGAAAACUCUCAAGCUGGAUUCCAACCAAUUCAAGAGCCUGCCCGAGGCUUUGGGAUCGCUUACCCAGCUGGAAACACUCUCGAUUGCGGACAACCAUCUGGCUCAGUUACCAGAGAGUAUCGGCAAGUUGGGAAGAUUAACGUCGUUGGACGUCCACAACAACAAUCUGAGGGAGUUGCCUGAAGGCCUUUGGAAUUGCGGAAAGCUGAAGAAAAUCAAUGCGACCAGUAAUCUAUUGGCGCUUUGGCAGUUUCAGCCUAACGCUUUUGGCUCAGCGGACUUGGAACGUAUUCCGGAACGCAAGACGUCUACGGCGUCGCUUGGCACUGCGUCUGUUCCCGCUCCUGUCCUCCCUCCUCUUGCCCAUUGCCUGGAGAAGCUGUAUCUUGGCGAAAAUCAGUUCGCGGACGAUCUUCUCAUGCCGUUUACGAUCCUCGAGGAGCUCCGUGUUCUGAAUCUCUCCUUCAACGAUAUUCAGGAGCUUCCUUCGAAUUUCCUUCGGAACUUUUCCAAGCUCGAGGAAUUGUUUCUCAGUGGAAAUAAGCUCACGAGCAUCCCCACGGAGGACCUACCGAGGUUGUCGAGGUUGAGCACCUUGUUUUUAAACGGCAACAAGCUGCAGACGCUCCCACAAGAGUUAGGGAAGGUGAAAAGCCUGACGGUACUUGAUGUUGGGAGCAAUCUGUUGAAAUAUAACAUUAACAAUUGGGAGUUUGAUUGGAACUGGAACUUCAACAAGAACCUCAAGUACCUCAACCUCUCCGGGAAUAAAAGGCUGCAGAUUAAAUCCGACACGAAGCUAUCCGGAAACAAUCGCCACAGUCGUGCUGCCACUUCCUCUCAACAACAACCACAGUCCUUGGCUGGUUUUACCGACCUCACACAGCUCCGGGUACUUGGACUAAUGGACGUUACCAUCACCUCUACUGCAAUUGGUGUUGACCUUCCCGAUGAGAAUGAGGAGCGCCGUGUACGAACGUCUGAUUCUACAGUCCUUGGUAUGGAGUAUGGCAUUGCAGAUACCCUAGGCAAAAAUGAGCAACUGAACAUGCUUGACCUUGCUAUGGUACUUCCAGGUCGGGAUGAAGAGGCUGUCUUUGCGAUGUUUGGGAGGUCUCAGCCACCAAAGGCGAUGGCCGGUAUUAGCGGGAAUCGUAUUGCCAAGUAUCUGAGAGACAAGUUUGUGGAGGUGUUCCUAACACAGCUUAAUGCGAUUCAACAAGGGAAGGGUAUUGGAGUGGUUGAUGCGAUGAGGAGAUCGUUCUUAAAGCUGAAUCAGAACCUUCAUGAUUCACUAUUCCAGGCGUCGCAGAGGAAGACUUCAUUAUCGAGUGGGACGAGCGCCAAUCAGUAUAACACGAUCGUCAAUCGAGGUGGAGCGUCGGGAAUUGUCCUGUACUUCACGAAGGGAAGGAAGAUGUACGUGGCAAAUACGGGGAAUGCCUUGGCUGUGGUGUCGAGAGGAGGCAAUGCUCAACCCGUUUCGAGGAAGCAUGAUCCAUAUGAUCAACAAGAGACGGCACGAAUCCGGAGUUGUGAAGGGUGGAUCUCACCUGAGGGCCUGGUGAAUAACGAGCUAGACAUAUCACGUUCAUUCGGGUUUUUCCACUUGAUGCCUAUCGUCAAUGCUCGCCCUGAUGUAAGGGAAUGGGAUCUCACGGACUCGGACGAGUUUGUUAUCGUUGGGAACCGGGGACUUUGGGAUUAUGUUUCCUACCAAACCGCAGUUGAUAUUGCACGACAGGAACGGGGAGAUCCUAUGAUUGCCGCACAAAAGCUACGGGACUUUGCCUUGAGCUACGGAGCAGAGGGAAGCACGAUGAUCAUGGUCAUAUCCGUGGCUGAUCCGUUGAACAAACCGAUACCCAGGGUGAUUAAAGAAAGUAAGAUUAUCGACAGGGAAAUCAGCCGUCUUGGAUCGGAAGUGCCUCCGCCUAGAGGCCAUGUCGCUCUCGUCUUCACGGACAUUCGUAACUCGACUCACCUGUGGGAAGUCAACCGUGGGAUGAACGCGGCUUGGCGUCUCCAUAACAGCCUUCUCCGUCGUCAUUUAAGGCUUUGUGGUGGUUAUGAGGUCAAAACCGAAGGAGAUGCAUUCAUGUGUGCGUUCCCGACAACACUGGCAGCGGUCUGGUGGGCGUUGGUCGUGCAAGUAGAACUCGUGAAUCAGUCGUGGCCGAUGGAAAUCCUUGAGUGCGAAGAUGGUAAACCUAUAUACGACGCUCAAAAUCGUCUCAUUGCACAAGGUCUCUCGGUGCGCAUGGGUAUCCACUGUGGUGCACCCAUUUGCGAGCAAGACCCUGUCAACCAUCGUAUGGACUACUUUGGACCAGUUGUCAAUCGGUCUGCACGUGUAGAAGGUCAAGCCGCUGGUGGACAAAUCAUGUGUAGCGCUGAGGUAAUGAAGGAGAUCAACGCUAAAAUUUUCGAAACCGGUCCCGAAACUGCCUAUUCCGAUCUGCAACCCCAAGAUGCCAUUGACGGUAUUCGAUACAUAGGAAUAACCCCCUUCUCCGUUGGUGAAGUCCAGCUCAAGGGCCUGGAACUCCCUGACGAUCUCACCGUCAUCUAUCCGACGGACCUUGAUGGCCGUCACUACAUGCAGGAAACCAUCUCCAAUCCUGACCCUGCCCGUGUUCAGUUCGAUGUUCAGCAAAUCCGUCAACUAGGUUUGGUUUGUUUACGCCUUGAAGCAUUGGCGAGUGCUCGCAUAUUCCGUGAAACCCCUGCAGAGCGUAAAAGCAGCGCCCAAACAGUCAAUGGGGAUGAUGAUGAGGAGGCUCCGUUAUAUCUUUACGGCAACCCCGAUUUCCUUCUUCCGCCACUUUCCGAAACAUCCUCAGAUAAAGACAUCAUGGCCGUGCUUGAUGCAGUUUCGGGAAGGAUCGAGAACGCUGCAUCUCGAAUUCGAGAACGAAAGGCGAUGCACAACUCCAAACAGUCGUUCAUGGCCGCACUAAAAGUAGAGAGUCAAUUUGAUGAACGGACGUUGCAGUCUCUUUUGAGUAUCCUGGAAGGUUUAUAGUUCAUCUUUCUUUCUUUCUUCUGUCCCUUCCAUGGUUGGUCUACGUUGCAUUCGUUCUGUUUUACCGUCGGAUCGUCACUUCUUCUACCUUGCAUUUCGUCAUCAUUCCCGGUAUACCUAUUUAUAUCACACCAAUUUGUAGUUUACGCAUGAACUUUGUUGUAUAUACCUCUGUACUUAUAUGCUUAGCAUAAUGGUCGAGUCAAGAGACAAUCCAAUGCAUGUCUAUUCAAGGCACAAGUCUAGUUUAUUACCAUCGAUAACGAACCCAUAGAAUUAGAAGCAUUGCAGAAAGAGAAGAGCAUGACAAAAGAGAAGAGAUCGUACAGGGUAGAGGAAAGAACGAGACCGCUUCAGCAG